UCCACUCUCGCAGUGCAAGUGUCAACGGAAGAUUCUCAAUACCUUAGCACUUCAUUCUGUUCAACACGCCAGGAGCCUUCUGAAUGCCAUCUGCAAAACUGGCAUUCCACAAGAGAGAAGGGUCGGGGUCAUGGAGUCCUCCGCCUGUGCGGGGGCUCCGCCAUCCCAAAAUGGACCCCGACCAGCCAAGAAUGACGAGAAGCUCGCCGAAUGGAGCUCUCAAUCUUGUGUCAAAAAUCGAGCAGGAGAUGGAUUACAGAGAGCUUGCGACGCGCCUGACUGUUAGUAAGAGGAGGGUGCUUGAGGCUGCCGUCAAGCAGCUGUUCAAUCCCAAGAUUGAGGAGGACUGUGGUGUGUGCUGCAUGGUAUUCUGUGUCCAGUUUGAGGAUGGGACGCAGUUGGCAGGAUGCUCCGGCAACUACCAGGAGGAGCUGCAGAAGACCAGAGACGAUGUGGCCCGUGUCGCUCAAAAGGAAGGGCAAAUGUCCAUCGAGAUUGUUGAUCGGAAGGGGAGCCCCAAGCCUUGUGCUGAGCUAUUCGGAAGGAGCAAUGCCACUGGAAAGAGCAAGAGCAGAUUCCGGGAGCUUCAUCCCCUGGUUGCUCGCCUGAUCGCCAAGGUGACCAACGGCAAUGCCCCCAGGUCCAAAUCAAAGGAGCCUGCCUGGUGGCCCAAGGAGCUGUCUGGCAUGUACGCUUCCCGAACCAAGGAAUUCGGCAUCGACGGUUGCGUCGCCGUCCUCGACAGCCUCUUUGCGAAGGUCCGGCACUCGCUCCUCGAGAUCCGCUACCUGCGCUCAAGCCUCGACUGCGACCUCCUUGCCACACUGACCCCAUGCACGCGCGCGACGCUCGGGGCCUACUUUAACUGGCUGGAAGCGGACGCUGAGGAGCCCGGUUUCGUAAACCCUCCCCCAGGAAACAAUGCCCGCCGGUCUGGGCCGGGGGGGAAGCGCAAGAGGGAGCUGCAGCCCCCUGCGCCACUUGAGCUGCCUGCCGCGCACCGCAUUUUUCAGCCUGGGGGGGUGGAGGUUUGCUCCCCGGCAGGGGGGGGACUUCAUGCCAGGAAGUUUAGCGAGGGGCUGCCGACAGAGGAUGACAUGCAGGCGGUGCUCGAGGAGCUGACGAAGCUUGAGGGGAGUUGCGUGCAGCAGGAGAAUCUGCCCUCCCUCCCCGGUCCGUUCGGUAGCACGGGCUCGCUGGCCGCGGCCCUCGCGCGGUCCAACUCUUUUCAGCGGGCGGCGAUGCUGAGCAGCGUGGGGCGCUCAAACUCGUUCACCGCAGCGGCGGCAGCCGCAGCACUGGUCCGCAUCGAUGCGAGCAUGCCCCUGCUCCCCUUGGGGCAGAACAAGAGCAACGUGAAUCCCUCUGAGGGGGACGGCUUGAGCCCCAGGAGCAUUGACGUCACUGCGGCCCUGAGUGGCGACACCGCGCCGGUUCAGAGGUGGGGGGUGGAGGAGCCGAUUGACUUUGCGGGGAGGAUGCUUCUGGGCUGGUGACAACCUUGUUGCCAGCGGGGGGUUUGACGGUCAGGACAUGAAUCAGGUCGAGGCGGCCAAGUAUAUGGAGGAUGUGUGGAUGCAGUCGGCCAUGGAUGUUCUACGACCACUAGAGAUGGCGCCAUAAAAGGGUUUGGAAAGUGCAAUGUAUUACAAGGCAUCUGUUUGUAAGAUGGGGAUUACGACGCUGUUUUGGGAGGAGCAUUGUGUCUUACGAGUACGAUAGGCCCGCUCGUCCCUGUUUGUUUUGCUAGUCGGCGACAAUCAGGUCCCAAGUAGCGCCUCCAGCAGGGGCCUACUAUUCAGAGUAAAGAGUAAAACGACCUCUCGAGGAAGCACAUGAAUCGCCCUUCCUGCAAACUUGGGGUGGCAACUCUGGAGGACUUGGGCGAAUAGUAAUUUGUGGAUUUUUCUGCGUCUACAUCAAAAGAUUUCCGUCACCGAAUAGAAAAUGAACUUCUUCCCUGGUGAAACAUAUGAUGCUUUCAGUUGGUAUUUGAAGGGCUCCAUCUUGUAUGCAGAUGUUUUGGUACACAGUAACAUCCGUGAAGCUGAGUACACUUUAGACAAAUUAAACCAUGUAGGAUACAUAGCGGUGGCCAAAACGGACAGAAAAUACCGGAACAACAAUCCACACAAAGCAUUCAGACGCACAUUUAAAGCACUCGAGGAAAGGGUGAUUGCUGUUUCUUUGGACGUUGUACGCACCAGGACGGGUGCUGAGCUGGUGUUGAGGAAUAUGGACAAAUACUUUAGCAAUAACAUCGACCGUUACAAGACACAGAAACAUUUAUUGGCUUCGCUUCCUCACAGCAGAUAAUUUGCCUGGUAGAUUCUGGGCACACCGGUCCUUUCCAAAAUCCCCUCAUG
Klebsormidium nitens is the source of this 2366-nucleotide messenger RNA. The record is from the annotation of a GenBank genome assembly. NCBI's taxonomy places the organism in Eukaryota, Viridiplantae, Streptophyta, Klebsormidiophyceae, Klebsormidiales, Klebsormidiaceae.